Molecule: messenger RNA, 2028 nt
Organism: Patiria miniata (bat star)
Lineage: Eukaryota; Metazoa; Echinodermata; Asteroidea; Valvatida; Asterinidae
Product: protein cereblon-like
Exons: 10
Coding region: 129-1562 (477 amino acids)
Source: RefSeq, a predicted model, not a curated record
CUGCUACACGGGGUGAAACACCAUUGGUCAAAUGAUACCACGUGGUUUAAAAUACCGUCAGAGACGGCCAAACUACGAGAUCAGUGUGAAAAGCAAAGUUCAUUGACAUUGAUGAAAGUAAACAAACAAUGGCCGACGACAUGGACGAAGAUGAGGAACAGUUGUUGUUGAAUGAUGAGCUCGAAGAAGAGUUAAACGUGGAGGAAAACGGGGAUGACAGCGAAGAUCAAGAAGAGUCUGAUUCUCCAGAAGAGGAAGGCUUUCAGGUGGAGGAAAAUAAUAAUCGGAGGGGUUUCUUGCGAAGUCUUCUGCGUAUCAGAGGCAGACCAGACCGUGAUCGGGUGCAGAAGCGGCCGACACAGAUAACGUAUGACCCAUCACUUCCAACUGCACAUUCUUAUCUUGGCAGUGACCUGGAGGAAUACAGUGGCCGGACAGUCCUUGAUGAAGACAGCUUUAUAUCCUUACCCCUCCUGCACCUCCCCGGGGUCAUCUUGGUCCCUGGCCAGACGUUACCCCUCCAGCUCUUCAACCAGAGGAUCAUCUCCAUGAUGAAACAUGUCAUACAGAACAACAGGACGUUUGGCAUGAUUCAUGAUAGUCAUGACAGGGGUCCAGGUCAGGAGGGGAGCAUUGCAGCCAUUGGGGGGACAACCGCUGAAAUCUUCAGUUCCAAAGAGGAGGAUGACGACACAGGCAUAGAGACCAUGAGGGUGAAGGCCAUGGGAAGGCAACGGUUCCAGGUCAUGGAGACAAGACGGCAAACGGACGGGAUCCUCAUCGGUACAGUUCGCAUCAUCGCCGAGCCUGAGCUGCCCGGGGCACUAGAGGGCGCUCAGCUCUCCUCACAGAACCGACUCAGGCUGAUGCCCUCCCUGGGCCAGCUCAGCGGGCUUGAGAGGGACGCAGCCUGGCUGAGACAGCGGAGGAAAAGACACCUGUCAGCAGCCAGAUGGACCUGGCUGCAGCCCUGGGUCUAUGAGAUGUACGAUGCGGAAGUUCUGAUGCAUCACAUCAAAGCUGAACUGAGGAGUUGGUUUGAGGACUCAGUCAAGUUCCACACGGUGCCAUCCAAACCCUCAGACUUUUCCUUUUGGGUUGCCAGUAAUCUGCCAUUGAAUGACACACAGCGGCUGAAGCUACUCCAGAUCAAUUGCCCUGUGCAGAGGUUAAGGCUUGAACUGGAUACACUCCGGAAGUGUACAAUGUUAACCUGCACCGAUUGUGGCCAGGAUAUUGCCAAAAAGAGUGAUGUUUUCAGCAUGUCACUUGACGGUCCAAUGGCAGCCUACGUCAACCCAGGUGGCUUUGUUCACGAUACACUGACGUUAUACCGUGCUCACAACAUGGUCCUGAUUGGUAGACCGUCACAGGAACACAGCUGGUUCCCUGGCUAUGCCUGGACCAUCCUGCAGUGCCGGCGCUGCACCCGUCACAUGGGCUGGAAGUUCACGGCCGCCAAGAGGAAACUCAAGCCUGAGAUGUUCUGGGGUCUGACCAGGUCGGCUGUGCAGCCUGGUUUGAAGGAGGCCAGUCAGGAGACGGAACUGCCUCUGAUUUGAAGCUUGCUUGCAGGUGUUCCUGUUAUGAAUCAGUCGAGUUGUCUCUCUGUGUAUGGCUUGCCGAUAAAUCAGCUAAAAAUGAUGCCUGCUAGAGACAACCAGCGGACGUAUCAGCUCAAACGUCACCUUAUAUGAGUUGGUCACAUUUGGGAAAAGUGCAACCUGCAAUUGAAGAGUUUCCUUACAUAUAGACAAAAAAAGGUUGUGCAAAUGAGGCCAACCUUAACCCCAGGUAUGAGUACCUUCCUCCCACUUUGGUUGACAUUUUUGAGGCGUUCUGGCAAAUGAGGCAGAACUGGGCAAGGGGCGAAAUGAGGUUUUGCGGGUAUUAUGAAAGAAAUGAAAGUUUCUUUACAAUACUGUUUAUUGCACUGCAAGCGGACGUUUUGUUGAGAAGAUAUGGCCGCUUAUAUUAAGGUUUGCAUUUGUCAACAUAUAAAAAAAAAAAAAAUACAGAGAAAAAAGC